CUGCAUCGUCGGUGCAUCGUCUUGUCCAAUAUGAUUCUACAUCGCGAGUGGCCGUCCCCGACAUAAUCUGCUCGUGCAGUGCCGCGCCAGAUCGAGAUACUUAUCGUGCGGCGCGUCAUCCUCAUUCUCGUCCCCGGCGGUUGUUGCCGUUAUUAUCGCGGUUCACGCGAAUUUUCAAGGACCAGUUUGUCCCCGGUUGCUGAGAGACGCGAACGAUAUGUGUAUCUCUGUACGUGCGAUGAGCGCAGCUUCAACGGCGGAGUUGAAAUCGAUGCGUGCGACGAACGAUUAGUCGGACAAAGUGACUACGAUACGCCUCGUUUCGCGAGCGCAUCCCAGAGACAGUGGGCGUGAGGAAAACGUAAAACCCAAACAUUCGAUUUCUCGAAAGGAUAUCGGCUUGCAGCGGGCAAAGUGCGCGGAACCGCGAAAUCAAUUCCUCACGAGGCGUUCACGUUUAACGGAAACCCGAGUACAGGAAGCGCUCCAGUUUCGCCGUAGUCUGCAACGCGCACGACUUGGAGAAAGGCGGUUAGUGCUGAUUAGACGAAAAUUCCGAUUGGGACCGCGCUGAACUCCCGAGACGGGAGAGCGAGCAGCUGGAGGGGUGCGCGGUGGGCGAGGUGGAGCAGCCGCGUCCGCGGCGCGUCGGUUGAGGGGAGAUUUCAACGCGUGUGUAACGCGUAUCCGGACUUGCCGGAUAUCGAUUCGCGUACCCGGAAAUGCCUGCGUUGAAGCUCUUCGGUCGAAAAUGGUUGGCUGCAACCGACGACCUCGUGUAUCCCGGACUGUUCGAAUUAUUUAUCCGUAUUGUAUGGUUGAUUCUUAUAGGAAUCGCCUGCGUGAGGUACUACGAGAAUACGUGGAAUUGUCGGUUGGGAGGUGAAUUAGUGCGCGUAUAUCUCCUCGGCGAGGCAGUCAUGCUGGGUAUCGUCACGCUUUUGAUACUCAUCAUCAUCAGGCAUAGCGCGAGAGGAGCCAUCAUGGAUACAGAUGCUCGACGCUAUGUCCAACCGCUUCUGUUGGUCAAGAUAUUGAUGCUGCUACCAGAAAUCGGAUGGAAUAUUCUGGGCACCUUGUGGAUUUUUGGGCAAAGUGUGGAGUGCAAUCACGAGUCGUAUUCCAUCACCGUUGUGGAAGCUUUGGUGUUCUUUGACUGGAUCCUGAUCGGUCUCAGCAUUUUCGGUCUCGCUCUUGUGUUCGACCCAAUCGGUUCUUUAGAAAAGAAGCAGUUAGAGAGUUCCGUGGAACACGGCAAGGUCUCGCGCAUUUGGUUACGAAGAUUCAAAUUCCUGUGGUGGAUGCGUAAGGACGAGAGCGCGCACGAGACUUUUCAACAAGUCGCUGGUCUUUUAACUGCGUUAUUCCGAGGCACAGAUUUGGUUCCCUCAGAUGUAAUGGCAGGAUGUAUUUUAUUAAGAGUCCGUCAAAAACGAGAAACUCAUGAACUGCGAAGAUUAAAUCUACUCUCGCGUCCGAAAUACAUUUCAGACGCCAAUGAGAUCUUUUUGGGCACACCUAGCUGGAUGUCCUUGGAAGCUGCCCAUCAUUUCCUUCAACUAUCGAUCGCUUCCUAUGGUUGGCUUUUCGUAAUAUAUCAGCAUACAUGUACCGGCUGUUUUCGUUUAAUACGCGGCGUGAAGUGCUGUGCUUGUUUCCGACGAAAACGCAACAUUAUUCUAGACGACAAUUGUUGCCUCUGUUAUCUUUCCGGAGUGAAAUACCUAUCAAAGAUCUCUGAGGAAGAUAUUUUAUUCGCUUCCUUUAAGAAUCAUCUUUGUGAAAUACCGUUCUGCGUAAUGGUGGAUCACGAAACUGCCAGUAUUGUUAUAGUUAUUCGAGGAUCUUUAUCAUUGCGGGAUUUAAUCACUGAUUUCGCGGCAGCAUCCGAUUUAUUUGAAUGUCCUGGCGUUCCACCAGGCAGCACAGCCCAUAAAGGGAUGAUAAUAGGAGUAAAAGUAAUCUUAAAACAAUUGGAGAACUAUAAAGUUCUGGAAAGAGCGUUUGCCACAUAUCCUAAUUAUCAACUGACGAUUACGGGUCAUAGUUUAGGAGCCGGUUUAGCCGUUCUGCUAGGUUUACUGAUACGUACUCGUUAUCCAGACUUGAAGGUUUACGCGUUUGCUACGCCUGCUGGGCUGCUCAGCAGAGAUGCCGCCAGGGUUACGGAGGAAUUUGUAUUGACUAUAGGACUCGGGGAUGAUCUUGUAAUGAGACUCAGUGUGGAAAGCAUAGAGAAUUUAAGAAUAUUGUUAUUAGGAACUCUUCGUGCUUGUCGACUACCUAAGUACAGAGUGGUCCUGAACGGAUUUGGAUACGCUUUGUUCGGAGUUCCCGAGAGAGAUUUGACUAAAACGUGGGCCAACCAUAAUUUAAUUAACACAAUUCCUGAUCAAUCACCUUUGUUAACCAGAUCCAGCGACAUGGAUAACAAAAUAAUAGAGCGCGAUAUAACGAAAAGGAGAUAUUCGAAAGUAAAAUUAUAUAAUGCUGGUCGUAUACUUCAUAUAGCAAGAUGCAAGCUCGAGAAAACAGAGGGAAAAAGCAAAAAACAACUCGCUAAGGAAAGAAAAUAUGAAAUGCGAUGGGCGCAAGCGGAGGAAUUUACAAAAUUAACGGUGAUGCCACGUAUGCUACUGGAUCAUUUGCCAGAAAACAUAGAGAAAGCAUUAGCCACGUUACUGGAACAACAGAAAGAUAUACCGUAUUACUUUGAUCCUUAGUGUAAUCCAAAGAAAUGAUUUUAUAGUUUUAAUAAAAACAACUUUCGUAAA
Pogonomyrmex barbatus (red harvester ant) is the source of this 2774-nucleotide messenger RNA. Its product is annotated as diacylglycerol lipase-beta. NCBI's taxonomy places the organism in Eukaryota, Metazoa, Arthropoda, Insecta, Hymenoptera, Formicidae. Gene Ontology annotation, biological process: arachidonate metabolic process; diacylglycerol catabolic process; neurogenesis. The record is from RefSeq and is a predicted model, not a curated record. Gene Ontology annotation, cellular component: plasma membrane; cytoplasm. Gene Ontology annotation, molecular function: triacylglycerol lipase activity.